UUGCAUUUCAGAAAAAUGAUUAGAGUGAUUGUGUUGCUAUUUCUUACAUCACUGGUUCUAUCGGCCAGGGAACCGAAGCAGAUUAACUUGGCUAACCAGGGGACGAUAGCUGGGAUGUACAUAACAAGGUUUCGAACUAAGAGGGUAGCAGCGUAUGUUGGUAUUCCUUACGCGCAACCUCCAUUAGAGUUCAGGAGAUUUACCCCACCCGAGUUUACCGAUCUGCCCCAAUGGGACGGUGUGAGGAACGCGACGAUAUAUGCACCGGAUUGUAUGCAGACGGACCCUAAGAAGGAUGAUGUGCAGAAUAGUUUGAAGAAACACGAUGAGUUGUUUAUGAAGUUGUUGGACGGUCAGCUAGACGAACAACCGAGGAGAAAGGAAUAUUCUGAAGAUUGUCUCUAUCUGAACGUUUAUGUCCCUGAUGAUUACAAAGUUGAAGGGUACCCUGUCUUAGUGUGGUUUCACGGAGGAGACUACGUGCGAGGCAGUCCCAACCACAUGAAUCCAUUUCACUUGGUACUCAAACAAAAGGUUAUCUUCGUCUCAGUCGCUUAUCGCUUGAACAUAUUCGGUUUCUUCUCAACAUUAGACAACGAAGCCGUAGGGAACUUUGGGCUAAUGGAUCAAGUAGCCGCUUUGAACUGGGUGAAAACCAACAUAGAAAGUUUUGGAGGUGACCAAGGAAACGUUUGUAUAUUUGGCCAUGACGCCGGUGCAAUCAGUGUUGGACUCCAUUUGGUCUCCCCAUAUUCCGCCGGACUCUUCCAAAAAGCCAUAUCGAUGAGCGGGAACGUUCUUGCUCCAGAAACAGUUGGCAUUGCCAAGAAAGAAACCGUCACAAUAGAUAAAGUGGCAUUGGCCUUCAGUUGCUUCCGAAAACCAACCUUCCAAUUGCUAGAGUGCCUUAGACGAGUCGAUGCUCAAGCCCUUCUCGAUAUAGGAGGACCUUUAUCCGAAUGGAAACCUAUAGUAGACGGUUUCAGUAACAUUUCUGCGCCAUUUCUUCCUGAACUUCCAAGCAAACUGUUUAAAGAAGAGAUUUAUAGCCCUGUUCCAGUUUUAGCUGGUUACACCAAUAUGGAAGACGCGCUCCUGUUAGUCAAGGAAGAAGGUGAAGAUGCAGGCCUGACUCAAAGAGAAUUCGACACCAUGCGUGAAGAAAUAGUCCUAGCGGAUAUAACCUUUGACAAUACUUCAUGUUACACCAACCAGCACCACAUUCAGGACGCAGUCUCAUUCUUCUACAAACCCAUACCGCCUACUAAAAAUGAAACUAUUUUGAGAAAACUAUUCCUUGACUUGUACACAGAUAAAGUUCACGGAGCGACGACUUAUCAGUUAGCAAAAGUCAUCAGCCUCCACGCCCCCGUAUAUCUCUACAGAUUUGAUUUGAAACCUUUUUCAGACAUUGCAAAUGAGGGUAUUCCGGGCUGGAUCGGAGUACCUCACAAUUUCGACCUAAUCUUUACUUUUGGACUACCACAUUUAGCAAAACCCGAGGACUUAAGCAAAUGGGAUUAUAGAGACAAAAGCAUAUCCGAAAUUGUAAUGAAAAUGUGGAGUAAUUUUGCCUGGUAUUCUAAUCCUACUAAUUCUGGGGUAAUAAUAGAAUGGGAACCCUUUGAACUGGAAAAGCCUGGCUAUUUAAUAAUCGACAGGCAAAAUUUCACUAUGAGCACGCAUCAGAAUAUAAACUACAAAGCUUUUGAAUUCUGGACGGAUUUUUACCCAAAAGUUGUGGAAAUUGGCACGAAAUGCUGUAAAGAACCGACAGAAGAAUCUGGCGCCGAUUCAAUUGUGCAAAAAAGAAUCAUGUUGCUGGUUGCCACAGUCACACUGGCAUUAGGUCAACGACCUUUCUUCGCGGGGUCCAGACCUAUCGGGUACCCUGAACUGCCUACUACUACGUCUGCUGGUGGAUUGGGAAAUCGAUUUGGAGAUGGCGACAACUCAACCGUACCAGCGUCAACUGAAAGGCUGCCAGUCGAAGCUAAUGGGGACAGAGAAUUAGUUAACCGUCUGAGUAAACUGCCUAUUGACCAGCAACCCUUCUGGUUCAUCAACUGGCAAGCUUUGGAAGCUAACAGAAGGAAUCCUCAGACUUAUCCUCUAAGACCCAGUCAGUUUGCUGAGCCUUUGUCUCCUAGUGCCGUAGUUGCAAGUCCUAACUUUCCUCCUGCCAAUAAUGUUGGCAAUGUGAAUAGUAAUUCUGGCAGUGCCAAUCGUAAUUCUGGUAAUGUAAAUCCUACUCCCGCAAAUGUUAAUACUGGUGUUUCAAAUGGUGCUGGUCCACUUGGUAACCGAUUCAGUGAUGUCUAUACAAAUAGUGGAAAUGAAAAUUUGAGCUCUAAUAAUAAGGGAUAUGUUAGUUCAGCUAGUGACAAUACUAAGUCUGAGAAACUUAGCAAACCAGAUGAGAAUACAAGCGAUGUGGUUGUUCCGGGUAUCAAUCGGGCGGGAAGUCCACUCGAAGAUACCCUUUUCAAUAGCGAACCCAACAGAAGACUUGACUCUGCUAAUUUUAAUGCCAAUUCAGAAGGAUCAAGUUUAGGCAAUUUAAAUUCCAAUAACAAAGGAUCAGUUAAUGCAGGAACAAAGUCAGACAAAGAAUCCGAGAACAAAAAAGAUGUGCUUAUUCCAUUUUUAGGUCGACAGGGUACUGUUUACCGAGAGGAUGUCAAAGAUGAUAAAAAAGAUGAGGCAACUAAUCCUCUUAAAGAUACGGUUUUUAAUAAUGAACCUAACAGACCUCAAUUACAACCAACUAAACAUUCAAAUUCGGGAAGCGCUGGCCUCCACCAACUGCAUAGUUCUGGCCCUGGAUACAGGUACAGUCAUGAACAUGAUUAUGAGAUCAAGCAACCAUCUAGAUCAAAAUAUGAUUCAUCAGAACAGGAUCCAAAAGAUUUCCACUACGAUUACUAUUUUUAAAUGUAAAGAUUUAGAUUUAGUGAGUAAAAAUGCAUUUGAAUGUAAUAAAACACAUUAUAUUGACUUUUUAAAUAAAUAAACCUUAAAAUUACA
Molecule: messenger RNA, 3027 nt
Organism: Pectinophora gossypiella (pink bollworm)
Lineage: Eukaryota; Metazoa; Arthropoda; Insecta; Lepidoptera; Gelechiidae
Product: carboxylesterase 1E
Exons: 5
Coding region: 16-2934 (972 amino acids)
Biological process (GO): modulation of chemical synaptic transmission; postsynaptic membrane assembly; chemical synaptic transmission
Cellular component (GO): synapse; postsynaptic membrane; cell surface
Molecular function (GO): signaling receptor activity; neurexin family protein binding
Source: RefSeq, a predicted model, not a curated record